AUGAAUGAGGACUCUGAGCGCCAGGGCUAUUUACUUUAUUUCAAGCAGCAAGGGCUGGCCGUGCGCGGCUGCACCAGCUUCGUACAUCGCAGGGCUGAUGCGCCAGCUUCGUGCCUGGGCUCGGGCGGCACCGAGCGCUCCCGGCUCCGUCCCGCUUGCCGGCGGCUGGCGGGAGCCGGCACAGCCCCACGUACGAACAGGCGUGUCUGUCCAGCUGCCCUUCCCGGGAAUCGGGCCCCGGGGCCGCCGCUGGCGCUGCUCCUGCCGCUCCUGCUGCUGCCGGCGCUGCUGGCGCGGGUAAUUGUGAACAGAUCCAUUCCCGAUGUCUGUGCAACUUGCCACAUUCAUGCAACAUGUCAGCAAAGUGGAGGAAAAAGUGUUUGUAUCUGCAAUUAUGGAUUUGUAGGCAAUGGAAGAACCCACUGUCAAGAUAAAGAUGAAUGCCAGAUUGGAGCCAGCAAGAUCUGCGGAAAUCAUACCCUGUGUCAUAAUACACAUGGAAGUUUUUACUGUGUUUGCCUUGAUGGAUACCGAGCCUCCAACAACAACAAGACAUUUAUUCCCAAUGAUGGCACAAACUGUACAGAUGUUGAUGAAUGUGAGGAGUCUGGGCUGUGUGGUCACAAUGCAAGGUGUGUGAAUACUGAAGGAAGCUACAUGUGUUACUGCAAUGAUGGUUAUAAAUUAGAAACUGGAGAGCGUUCUUUUCGUCAAGAUGGAAACAUAGUUUCAUGCAAAGAAAUCGGAUGUGGUUCCCCUCCUGAAAUGAAGCAUGGCUACAUCGUGGGGAACUACAGCUUGCUACCAGGAAGUGCAGUUCAUUAUGAGUGUCAAGAAGGCUUUUACAGCAAUGAAGGAAAGUUCUCAUACUGCACUGCAAAUGCAACUUGGGAACCUGCUACUUUAAGCUGUAAAGGUGUGGAUUGUGGGGCUCCACCUUCUGUUUUGAAUGCACGUCCAACAUCUGUGAGUGAGACCAGAUACAGAAGUGAAGUGACUUACAGUUGUGUUCAUGGGUACCUGAUGGCCGGCGGCAGUGGCACUGCAGUCUGCAAUGCCAAAGGACAGUGGGAUGGCCCUGAUUUGGUGUGCAAAGAUCCACUGACAAAGGAACAUAACCUUCUUGAUGGUGUUCUUUCACAACACUCCGUGGACCAUGUGUCUUUUUUAAUAUCUACUGCUACUAAUGAAAUAGACUGUGGCAAACCUUUGCUGAUUCCACACACAACAAUGACCUGGGACAACUCUACUACUCUGUGGAGCAGAGUGUACUAUCACUGUAAAGAAGGAUAUUAUUUCAAUGGAGACAGGAAUUUUUCAGAAUGCACAAUAGAUCAGUCAUGGGAGAAUAUUACAUAUGUAUGCAAAGAGGAGGAAUUAUUUAGUAAUUUAUCCAUAUUCAAUGAAACAUGUGUGAGAUGGCAAAGGAAAACUGGAAGACUGGGAAUGCAGGAAACAUACACAUUUCAUAUACUGGGCCAAAGAUUGGAUGAGAAGAUAUUCUCGGAAGAUAUGAUAUUUAACAUCAGUACAAGUGAAGAUAAUCCAAAGGUGUGUUUAGAUCUGGACUCUGGAAGUAAUUACAUUGUGAAUAUAACCACCAUUUCUUCUACAAACAUCACUGUCUCAGUUACAGUAGCAAUUCAGACAAAGGUAAAGGAAGCUUUCAAUAAUGUAUUAGUUUUUAAUGAUACCUGCUUGAAAUGGAGGAGAAAUGUCAGGGGAACUGAUGUGGAAGACAAAUACUCAUUUCACGUGCAAGGCCAGCGUUGGUAUCAGAAGAACUUCCUUCAUGAAAUGACCUUCGAACUUUCCACACACAAACAAGCUCCUGAAGUUUGUUUAGAUUUGCAACCAGGCACUAAUUACUCUAUUACUAUUUCCAUGGUAGCUUUGAAUUUUUCACUGGUUGUUUCUAUGACAACACAAAUUACAGAUCCCCCUUUUCCAGAAGUAGAAUUUGUUGCAGUUAAAGAUUCUGCACCUUUGCUCAGACUCCGGAAAGCAGAAGAUCAAAAUGGACCAAUCAGUCUUUAUCAAGUGAUUGUGCUUCCUCUGGAUUUGCAAAGCACUUUUAUUUGUGACUCCUUUGCUGCUACAACUUUCUUUAGUAACACCACUGACAUUAAAGGAUAUGUAGCAGCUGAAUUUCGGGCAAAGGAUGUUGCUGAUAAUAUGUCAAUUGUUCUUGGAGACAGACAUUAUUAUGGGAAGUUUUAUAAUGCUCCUUUAAAGCUGGGAGAAGAGUAUUGUGUUUUUUUGAAAAUAAUAAGUGAGUGGAAUAAGGUAAGAAGACAGUCCUGUGCUGUUUGGGCACAAAUUAAAAAUGUAUCACCCACUCUGCAAUACAUGACUGCUGUUGGAUUAGGGUCAAUGGCUGCUGUCUGCCUUAUAUUGUUUCUGUCAUUCUCCAUGGCACGGUCUUGUCUUCACAGCUCAGUGCAUCCCCCACCUGCUGCUGUAGCCUGUGAGGCUGUACAUUUAUCUUCUACAGUAGACAUGACACAAACAGGAAUUGCAUCAUCAUUCCUAGAGACUGAAAAUGUCUCUCUUCUCUGAUUCUGUAUUCCCUGAAGUCAACAUAGAAAAAAGUGUGCUCUUCUUUCAAAGCCAGCAUGUGUCUGGUAUCUGCACGUCACAUAUGUACUACAGCAUGGACAGUUCAAAUGUGUUUGUCACUGGAGUGAAAUGUUUAUUGUCUUGCCUAAUUCCAGAUGGUGUGGUGUAUAAAGGAGACCCUUCCCUCACAAGCAGGUUAUCAUGCAUCCCAUGUGUUGGUCACAGUCUUUCAGCUCUUCCAGCUGCAUGAGUGCCUGAUAAUGAGUGCUUGUAUUGUGCUUGAUUACAUGAAUAAUCCCCUGAUCCAGCGGAGACUGUUUGAGGAUUAACUGCUACUUUAGAUACCUUUGCACACAUAAACUGGCCCAUUAUGAACAAAAGUACAGACCUACCCUUAUGCGAGAUAAAGUGCCUAUUGUACUUCCAGUUAUAAAGGUAGAACACUUCUGUCAGUCACUUACAAGUAAUGAUACAUCAGUAGCAUGUACACUUGUUAGGCAUGAAGUUGCCACAUUCAAUCAGUGUCAGCAAGUGAUGUGUUCCAGAGAUAUUGCAACCAUUGCUCAUAGCAAUUAGCAGUAAUUGCAAAUAAUAUACCAACUGCAGUUUGCUCAAAAGCUGCUUGCUUUAAUGGCAUGUGAAACUAAUUUAAGGAAGGACCUUCCUGUGUUAAGUGCAGUUUUGUUAAUCUCUAUUCUAUAAUUACAGCUGAGUAAAGCCAUUAAAUCAUUGUCUAGUUAAUUGGCUGGUGUGUAACAUCUGGUUAGAGUCACUUAAUAAAGUACAAUUAACCAGUUUCUUAUGACAUACUCCCAGUUAAUACAUUUUUUUUCUUCUGUAUGAAAGAAUCAAGUGGCUUUGAUUAUUACCGCUCCUCUUCAGAAGUUGCUUUGUUAUAUGUUAGCAAUAAAAAUGUUAACUGGUGAAAUAAAAAAAAAAAAA
Molecule: messenger RNA, 3501 nt
Organism: Passer montanus (Eurasian tree sparrow)
Lineage: Eukaryota; Metazoa; Chordata; Aves; Passeriformes; Passeridae
Gene: SUSD1
Product: sushi domain containing 1
Exons: 18
Coding region: 1-2559 (852 amino acids)
Molecular function (GO): calcium ion binding; protein binding
Source: RefSeq, a predicted model, not a curated record